AUGUCUCAGCCUCAAGCAAGAAAAGAGGUUGCCCCUAUGAGAGACGUCUCCGACGUAGUAUCGGGAGCCUCCUCUCCUAGCCCUCCGGCUACUAAGGGCAAAUUGGGCGUCAUGUUCAUGAACAGGAUCGCUUCUUCAAGUUCGGUCUUGUAUAUAGCUGACGCAAACGGCAGCAACGAACGCCAGCUGCUAUCCGAUAGUGACGCUGCGUUUGAGUACCAUGCAUCUUUUUCUCCAGAUGGCGAAUGGAUCACCUUCACUAAGGAACUGGUUGCAACGCCUUCCUUUGAGGAUGCCGGCGUGCUUUCCCCAGACGGGCGCCUGCUGGCCUAUGUGUCCACAGUGGGCAAUUAUACGACAAAUAUAUGGCUGAAGAAUAUCGAGACUGGGGAAGCCUUCAACUUGACGAAUACAGCCUCUACUGCCGCAGAUACCACUAGACAACUGGCCAUUUCCGCCCUAGCUGGCUGGACGGGACAUAGCAACGGAACCGGCCGGGAGCAUACACAAACCCUUUCCAUCCAUCUUAUAAGGCCCGACGGGACAGACUUCAAGCAGCUUGUUACCAAGGAAAACUACUCUCUCAGUUCGCCAAAAUGGUCUCCAGAUGGCUCGCUCAUCCUCUUUUAUGAAAUAACGAGAGAAGAUACCUACAAUGCUCACACCCAGUCUGUAGGCGAUACUACCUCGCAGAUUGCAUCUUUUGACGUUGCCACUGGAAUGAUUAUACCUACCACACCUCGGGCUCUGGAUGCAAGGUUUCCGCACAAUGGGUUACAGCGGAUGUCGUUGGCUUCGACGCCAAAAAUGGCACAAAUGAAGGUCUCAACUAUACCUCUACCAAUGAAAACCACUGCCGUGUUGGGUGCAAUGCGCAAUCAUUCCUGGUCGCCAGACGGUUCAACAGUAGUCUACGAGAAACAGCUCGAAGCGCCCAAUCGCCUCAUGGAAAGCCACUAUACGGCUGGGAUGGCGAUUGGGAAUACCGCUUCACUGAUGUAUUCCCAACCCUAUCAAACCAGGGCAUCUUAG
Pseudogymnoascus destructans is the source of this 1032-nucleotide messenger RNA. RefSeq lists its product as uncharacterized. Lineage: Eukaryota; Fungi; Ascomycota; Leotiomycetes; Thelebolales; Thelebolaceae. The transcript is spliced from 3 exons. The record is from RefSeq and is a predicted model, not a curated record. Bases 1 to 1032 code for a protein of 343 amino acids.